Molecule: messenger RNA, 770 nt
Organism: Odobenus rosmarus divergens (Pacific walrus)
Lineage: Eukaryota; Metazoa; Chordata; Mammalia; Carnivora; Odobenidae
Gene: AFMID
Product: arylformamidase
Exons: 9
Molecular function (GO): arylformamidase activity
Source: RefSeq, a predicted model, not a curated record
CCACCAAGAAGGCCCGGGCCACCAGGAGGAGCCUGCUGCACAUCCCCUACGGGGACGGUGAAGGGGAGAAACUGGACAUCUACUUUCCUGGGGAAGUGUCUGCAGCCUCGCCUUUCUGUCUGUUCUUUCAUGGAGGGUACUGGCAGAGUGGAAGUAAAGACACAUCAGCCUUCAUGGUCAACCCACUGACAGCACAGGGAGUGGCCGUGGUGGUCAUGGCUUAUGACCUUGCCCCCAAAGGUACCCUGGACCAGAUGGUAGACCAGGUGACUCGGAGCAUCGCAUUUGUCCAGAAGCAGUAUCCGUGCAAUGAGGGAAUUUACCUGUGCGGACACUCAGCAGGGGCCCACCUGGCUUCCAUGAUGUUCCUGACCAACUGGACCAAGCAUGGAGUCACACCCAACCUCAAAGGCUUUUUCCUGGUAAGUGGGAUCUAUGACCUGGAGCCCAUUGUCUACACCACUCACAACGCCCCUCUCCACAUGACCCUGGAGGAUGCUCAGAGGAACAGUCCCCAGCUGCUCCUGGAGGCAGCCUUGACGCGGCCCUCGGAUCCAGCCUGCCACGUGCUGGUGACUGUGGGCCAACACGACUCCCCUGAAUUCCACCGACAGUCCAGGGAAUUUUAUCAGACACUGCACCGAGGAGGGUGGAAUGCCUCGUUUGAAGAAAUCCAUGAUGUGGAUCACUUUGAAAUCAUUUGGAACCUCACCCAGAAGGAUUUCGUGCUCACCCAGAUGAUUUUGAAAACAAUCCUCCGGGAGCACUGA